Durio zibethinus is the source of this 759-nucleotide messenger RNA. Lineage: Eukaryota; Viridiplantae; Streptophyta; Magnoliopsida; Malvales; Malvaceae. The record is from RefSeq and is a predicted model, not a curated record.
AUGGCCACUGCGGCAGCAACAGGUUCCAUGAAAAUAAUAACUAGACCUAACGAAGAGGAAAGCAUAGAUAGGAUUAGUAGUUUACCUGAUGACAUUCUUCGCCACAUUCUUUCUUUUCUUUCAUCCCAUUAUUCAAUACCGACCAGCAUUUUAUCGAAAACAUUUAGAUACAUAUGGAGGAUCCUUCGAGUUAAAUCGAUUUCUAGUGUAGGUGGUAACACGUUAAACAAGCUCCUCUCUGGCUGCCCUUGGUUUGAAAUUUUCCAUAUAGAAGAUUGCUUACUCAAGAGUUCAAGGAGAAGACCAACACGCGAAGUUGCUAUCAAGAAACUAUAUUUAGAAUACCAGCUGACGCUUAAACCAAGAGGUUGUAGGAUACAAGGUGAUUCAUAUUGUGCAAAUCGCGUAUUAUCCCUCGCUUCAGCAAGCAUUGAUGUUAUUAAAUAUUAUAAUUUGUAUACCAGUGAUACAAAUCUCACCUUUCAUCUUUUGAAGGCAAUCUCUAUUAUGGUAAAGCAGCUGGAGAAUGAGAGUUACGAUUAUCCACCAAUUUUGCAAAAUUUGACACAUCUUGUGGUUAAAGUAAAUGACCAUAAGUAUGCCUCUAAAGCUUUGCAUUUCUUACUAGAACAUUCACCUAAUUUGAUUUCUUUGGUUUUGGGGAAGCCAUUUCCGCGUAAAUAUUUAUGCAAUGAUAUGUGGAAUCUACCACCUAUUGUUUCCAAGUACCUGGAGACAGUUCAAAUUAUGGGUUCAUAG